AUGUCGAAAUUAACCAGUACCCGUUCUGUUCGAUCGAUAUAUCCAGGUCUUUUAUUACUUAUUGAUUAUGGUUUAAGUGAAAAAACUAUUCAUGGUGUUUGUCAUGGACUUGAUCAACUGUUUAGUAUCAUCACGACAUAUGUUGGCGUACAACGCAUACCAAAGUUUGGACUUAUUGUUAAUGGACAACAUCAAAGUGAAAUUUUUAUACCACUGUCAUUAACACGCAAUAAUCAUAUGGAAUUACAAGUAGCAUUGUGCAAAUUACAACUACUUGCUCAAAAAUGGUCAAUAAAAUCAAACGGACUUAGUAUUUCAUCAAUAUCAUGGCAAUCUGCUUUACAAUUAGCUUACAUUGAAAUCAAUUCAGUUGUUCAGAAUAAUAAUGGAAAUCAAGUGAGUUUAAUUUUGAUUGUAACCUCUUCUUUGUUAUUAUUGCUGUCAUUUCUUUCGAGUCAAAUAUAAUAUAGAUCAAUCAUUUAUCAAAUAAAAGGUCAAUGGAGAUAAGAAUUAAUAAUCUUGAAUUAUAAAUCAGGCCAGUAGAAACUUUGGAUAAAAUAGAUAUGUAUAUAUUCCACACGAAUAAUGUAAAAAAAAAGAGACAAAGAUAAGUGAAAUGGCAAAUGCAACUAUCAAAAUAAAAACAAAAUUAGCUACAAUAAUAAUCAGCCAAAAAAACACGAUAUGGAGAUCACUGAAUACCACUUUUUAAAAGUUUUUAUCUAGUGAGAAAACCUCUUCACAUGCUAAAUCGCAUUUCAACUAAGAUAAUGUUUAUAUGAUAAGUAAUAGAAAAAUCUAAAAUAGUUUGGUUUUCUAGGUCUUUGUUCUUGAAAUAUCGAGAUUUUACUGAGUUUGUCAAUAAAAAUUUGUGACGACGUAAAAAAUCAACUUUCAAGUUUCGACUUCAAACUUUAUAUGACCAAAGUUCUCAAUGAGCUUAGAUUAUUGGGAACAAGUUGUAAAUUUUUUAGUAUCUUCAAUCUUGAAAUAUUCAAUAUUCGAAAUUUUCUCAUGUAUAAAAGCAAACUUUGUUCAUAUAUUCACAUCUCCAGAUAGGAUAUACUAGUUGCACAAUCAACUAAUCUCAUUAAGAAUUUUGUUCGUACAAACUUUAAAAUAGAAAAUCUAUUUUAGACGUGACCGCAGCAUUUUGUUGAAAAAUUCAGUAGAAUUUCGAUAUCUCAAGAACGAAAGCCUUGAGAAUCAAACCAUUUUAGACUUUUCUAUUACUCAUCAAAUAAAUAUUGUCUCGGUCGAAAAGUGAUUUGACACCCGGAGAAGUUUCCUAGUAAGUUUUUAGAAUAUCGUCAUCUCUAUAAUACUAUUCAAUUUUGCCUAAGGACUUUCAUGGAUUAUAUUGUUGUCGACAUCCAAUGAAUUGUCUAAAAAGGAUGUUAUGUGAUGAGUUCUUUCCAAUGCCUUCAAUGUGUUGAACAUAACAGAAAUGAUUUUCAAUCAUUUUGUCAUCUUGUAUCAAAGAUAGACUAAUUCAAUACUAACGAGGGAAGGUCACCAACUGUUCAAUCGCUUUUGAGUCGGACCUAUGUGCAUCAUGUAGGUCCUAAUGAGCUAUGAAUACCCUGAAAAGAGUUCGGGCGGAUAGCUUAUUACUGUCAAGAUACUGCAUUUUUACGAUAUUUUUAAGCAAAAUGCCGUGGUCCUCCUCAGGAACACCAGCAAAACUGAGUUUUGAAUUUCGACUUGAAAUUUGGCACAGAAACAGAUAUCAGUGGGAGUAGCUUAUUGUGAAAGUUUCAGAUCUUUUGGUUGCUCCCAUUCGUCAAUAAGAAUAUUGGAACCCGUCGGGGGUAUACGAGCAGUGUAAAAACACCUUUUUUUAGCUGUAUCUUAGGAUAGAAACAACCAAAAGACCUGAAACUUUCACAAUAAACUACUCUCACUGAGGCCUGUUUCUGUGCAAGGUUUCAAGUCAAAACUCGAAACUCAGUUUUUCUGAUUCCUGAGGGGGACCACAGCAUUGUGCUUAAUUAAAAAUACCACAAAAAUGCAGUAUCUUGACAGUAAUAAGCUAUCCGCCCGAACUCUUUUCAGGGUAUUCAUAGCUCAUUAGGACCUACAUGAUGCACAUAGUUCCGACUCAAAAGCGAUUGAACAGUUGGUGACCUUCCCUCGUAAGUUGAAGUUAACUCUUGCUUAGCACAGUUGAGAAAAAUUGAUAA
This is a messenger RNA of Rotaria sordida, 2183 nucleotides long. The record is from the annotation of a GenBank genome assembly. Lineage: Eukaryota; Metazoa; Rotifera; Eurotatoria; Philodinida; Philodinidae.